Molecule: messenger RNA, 2829 nt
Organism: Marmota flaviventris (yellow-bellied marmot)
Lineage: Eukaryota; Metazoa; Chordata; Mammalia; Rodentia; Sciuridae
Gene: Podn
Product: podocan
Molecular function (GO): protein binding
Source: RefSeq, a predicted model, not a curated record
GCACCUCCCCCAGGUACCAUGGCCCAGAGCAGGGCACUGCUGCUCCUGCUGCUGUUGCCACCACAGCUACACCUGGGACCUGUGCUCGCAGUGAGGGCCCCGAUGUUUGGCCGAAGCAGCACCCACAGUCUGAGCCCUGAGGAGAAUGAAUUUGUGGAGGAGGAGCCUGUGCUGGUCCUAAGCCCCGAGGAGCCAGGGCCUGGCCCAGCUACUGUCGACUGUCCUCGAGACUGUGCCUGCUCCCAGGAGGGUGUUGUGGAUUGUGGUGGCAUCGACCUGCGUGAGUUCCCCGGGGACCUGCCUGAGCACACCAACCAUCUGUCCCUGCAGAACAAUCAGCUGGAGAAGAUCUAUCCUGAGGAGCUUUCUCGGCUCCAGCGGCUGGAGACUCUGAACCUCCAGAACAAUCGCCUGACUUCCAGAGGGCUCCCGGAGGAGGCAUUUGAGCAUCUGACCAACCUCAACUACCUGUACCUGGCCAACAACAAGCUGACAUUGGCACCUCGAUUCCUGCCAAAUGCCCUGAUCAGCGUGGACUUUGCUGCCAACUAUCUCACCAAGAUCUAUGGGCUCACCUUUGGCCAGAAGCCAAAUUUGAGGUCUGUGUAUCUGCACAACAACAAGCUAGCAGAUGCAGGGCUGCCGGACAGCAUGUUCAACGGCUCCAGCAAUGUUGAGAUCCUCAUCCUGUCCAGCAACUUCCUGCGCCAUGUGCCCAAGCACCUGCCACCUGCCCUGUACAAGCUGCAUCUCAAGAACAACAAGCUGGAGAAGAUCCCCCCUGGGGCCUUCAGUGAGCUGAGCAACCUGCGAGAGCUGUAUCUGCAGAACAACUACCUGACUGAUGAGGGCCUGGACAAUGAGACCUUCUGGAAGCUCUCCAGCCUAGAGUACCUGGAUCUGUCCAGCAACAACUUGACGCGGGUCCCUGCAGGACUGCCGCGCAGCUUGGUCCUGUUGCACCUGGAGAAGAACGUCAUCCGGAGUGUGGACGCCGACGUGCUGACCCCCAUCCGCAGCCUUGAGUACCUGCUGCUGCACAGCAACCAGCUGCAGGCAGACGGUAUCCACCCGCUGGCCUUCCAGGGCCUCAAGCGGCUGCACACCGUGCACCUGUAUAACAACGCCCUGGAGCGCGUGCCCAGCGGCCUGCCCCGCCGCGUGCGCACCCUCAUGAUCCUGCACAACCAGAUCACGGGCAUCGGCCGCGAGGACUUCGCUACCACCUACUUCCUGGAGGAGCUCAACCUCAGCUACAACCGCAUCACCAGCCCUCAGAUACACCGCGACGCCUUCCGCAAGCUGCGCCUCCUGCGCUCACUUGACCUGUCGGGCAAUCGCUUGCACACGCUGCCACCUGGCCUGCCACGCAAUGUGCACGUGCUGAAGGUCAAGCGCAAUGAGCUGGCUGCCCUGGCACGUGGGGCGCUGGCAGGCAUGGCCCAACUGCGGGAACUCUACCUCACUGGCAACCGACUCCGCAGCCGGGCCCUGGGUCCCCGCGCUUGGGUGGACCUUGCCCAUCUGCAGCUGCUGGACAUUGCUGGGAAUCAGCUCACGGAGAUCCCCGAAGGGCUCCCCAAGUCUCUCGAGUACCUGUACCUGCAGAACAACAAGAUUAGCACCGUGCCUGCCAAUGCCUUCGACUCCACACCCAACCUCAAGGGGAUCUUUCUCAGGUUUAACAAGCUGGCUGUGGGCUCUGUGGUGGAAAGUGCUUUCCGGAGGCUGAAGCACCUACAGGUCUUGGACAUCGAAGGCAACUUUGAGUUUGGUGACGUUUCCAAGAACCGUGGCCACUUGGAGAAGGAAGAAGAGGAGGAGGAAGAGGAGGAAGAGGAGGAGGAUGAGGAGGAAGAGGACAGGAGAUAGGGACAGGAUGACACAGCUCUGGCCUAGGCUGGUUGUGGCUGGUAGCUCUGUCCUGGGCUGGCCCCUGACCUCUCCUACAUGUUCUGCAGGACGAUGGACCACCGGACUCCUUUCUGCAGCACAUGCCUGUGCCCUGUGAGCCCCCAUCUGCCACGGUCACAUGGACACAGCCAGCGCUAAACCACGGGGCAUCCCUCACACCACAGGCUAAAUGCAGUCUCAUAUCCCUGCCCUUUCCUGCAGUGUGCCUCACAACCAGACACGUGCAGACACCACGUCACACCCCCACACACAGCUCGGCCACACACACAGCCAGCUGCUGCACAUCACCCUCCAAACCAUCCCACUCUGCCCAGGCCCGCCACUGCUGCCUUGCCUGCUCCCUGAGUCAUGCAGAUUUGGGGAAGGAUCUGGCCCACAAGAGAGCCCACUCCCUCCUGUUGACACACACACACACACACACACACACACACACGAGCAAAUAUACAUGUCAGUCACUUGCCAUCUGCCCCGUCCUCUGUCCUUCAGUCCCCUGGAGAAGACACAGCUCAGCUCCUUGCUCCGUGGUGGGGAACUCACAAAAGCUGGCUUUUGUUCCUAUUCCUCCCUUUGGGGACAGGAACCUUUUGGACUUCUGCCCUGGCUCUGCCCCUGCCCCCCAGGUGCUAGAGCAGUCACCCUGCUGAGAGCCCCAUCCUGCCUUGCCCUGUCAGGCCACAGGCACUUUCUGAUAGACAAGCCCCACUGAGGGAGCUUUGGGGCAGGAGGGAGGCAAGGCCCGGAGGAUCCAGAAAAGGCCCAGCUGUGCCUCUGAGACACUCUUGAAUCUUUGGGCCUGCAGGGAAGUUCUGGGUGCUUUGGGUGUUGUUUUUUUAAGGAAAAAAAUGAUAAAAAUCUCAAAGUUGAUUUUUCUUGUUACAGAAAAUCUAAUAUAAAAGCAUUAUCCCUGUCCUUGCA